Molecule: messenger RNA, 1714 nt
Organism: Cylicocyclus nassatus
Lineage: Eukaryota; Metazoa; Nematoda; Chromadorea; Rhabditida; Strongylidae
Source: the annotation of a GenBank genome assembly
CUUCUCUCACAAUUUACAUCAUCCUCCUUACAGUAUGCGAGUGGCAGUAAUUGGCGCUGGCGCCAGUGGUCUUCCGGCUAUCAAAGCCGCUAUUGAAGAUGGUUGUGAGGUGGUUUGCUUUGAAAUGUCUAAUGACAUUGGAGGGCUUUGGAGGUAUAAGCCGAAUGAUUGCCCAGGAGAAGGAACUGUCAUGAAAACAACAGUUAUUAACACAUCGAAAGAAAUGACUGCAUACAGCGAUUUUCCACCUCCAAAAGAUGCAGCAAACUACAUGCAUAAUACAGAAUUGGUGGAAUACUUCAGGUCUUACGCAAGACAAUUUGAUCUGGAGAAGUACAUUCGUUUCUCGCAUAAAGUAAAAUCUAUCAAAAGGAAUGCACGUUUUUCGGAGACUGGACAAUGGGAUGUGGAAUGGCUUGACCUCAAGACAAAUAAUGGUGCCGUAGAAACAUUUGAUGGUGUAAUGGUUUGUACUGGACAUCAUACGGAUCCUUACUGGCCAAAUCCAUUCCCAGGGCAGGAAGCAUUCACUGGAAAAUUGGUCCACAGCCAUGAUUAUAAGGACCAUAGGGGCUAUGAGGACCAAACUGUGGUUGUGAUUGGUAUCGGCAAUAGUGGAGCAGAUAUCGCCGUUGAACUUAGCAAAAUUUGCAAGAAAGUGUAUUUGGCCACCCGAUCUGGAUCAUGGGUAAUGAAUCGAGUCUGGGACGGUGGAGAACCAGCAGACUUGGCCUAUUUGAGCAGAUUUUUCUUCUUCCUCAAACAUGUGACUCCAUGGAGCUUACAGAACCAUAUUUUGGAAACAAAGCUGAACAGGAGAUUCGAUCACGGACGAUUUGGCUUAACGCCAAAACAUCGUGUUCUUGCUGCUCACGUUACAAUUAACGAUGAAUUACCCAACCGUAUAAUUUCUGGCACUGUUGUGAUCAAACCUAAUAUUGGUUCAUUUACCAAAGAGGGAGUAAUUUUCGAGGAUGGUACAGAAGUGCCAAAAAUUGACACGGUAAUUUUCGCCACUGGUUUCUCAUUCGGAUUCCCUCUAGUUGAGGGAGGACAACUAAUACCAGUGAAAGAUAAUCAUGUUGAUCUAUACAAGUACAUGUACCCGGCUCAGUUAUCUCCAAAGAACACUCUUGCUGUCAUUGGGCUCGUACAACCAACUGGUUCUAUCAUGCCAAUAUCAGAAAUGCAAACACGAGUGUUUAUCGCAGCUUUAACUGGUAAAAUAAAACUACCUUCCAAAGAGAAGAUGGAGAAAGACAUCAAACGUAAGCACGAGAUUAUGGCAAAGGAAUUCAUUCCUAGCAGAAGACACACAAUCCAGGUUUACUAUGUCGAAAUAAUGGAUGAGCUAGCAAAACUUCUUGGCUGUAAACCUACAGUCUCUUAUCGCUUCAUAACCGACCCAAUGCUAGCAAAGGCUUUAUUAUUCCAUGGUCUUGUUCCUUACCAGUACAGGUUACAGGGACCCCAUUCAUGGCCUGGAGCUCGGGAGGCUAUACUCACAUUCGAGGACCGUGUAUUCAACACAACACGAACUAGGAAAACUAAGGAAACUUUAAGCAGUAAACCACCAAUCAAAAUGUUUUUACUUCGCCAUUUAUUCCACUAAAGUGCUUUCAUUACAAAGUCGAUAUAUUUGUACAGAUUGUUUCCCUAGUCGACAUCUAGAAUUUUUAUUCUCGUUAUACCUUUUCGAUGUGCUAACAGCAUU